Blepharisma stoltei is the source of this 1626-nucleotide messenger RNA. NCBI's taxonomy places the organism in Eukaryota, Ciliophora, Heterotrichea, Heterotrichida, Blepharismidae. The record is from the annotation of a GenBank genome assembly.
AUGCAAAAAUCUAGUUCAGCCACAAAUCAAACGCUUAUUAAAGGAGAAAGCACCUCAGACCCCAGUAAAAUCUACAGCCUGAUCCCACCUCGUAAAAGGCACUUAACUCCAAACUCCCGAGUCCGCAGUACAAAAGUUAUAAUUCCUUCACAAGGGUCUUCUUUUUGCCAUACACCCCAGAUUUCCGAUAUUAUCCCUUUUAUCACUUGUGGGAGUAUUCCCGUUGGUUUUCAAUUUCCAUUGAAAAAUCGGCUGAAAAACCAAAAAUAUCUCCCAUCGAAAAAUCUUGAAAAUUCACCUACAAGGAGAACUUCAGAUGCAGUUGGAAAAGAAUUUUCUCCUGAGGCAAGAACUGAUUCUACUAUGGCAAAUUCGUGAUACUCGAACCAAAAUCCUUGUAACUCGAUUUCAGAAGAUGUUUCGUCUCCGCAUAGACAAGUUGAGUCUUUACCAGGCACUGAAGAUAAAGAAUCACCGAAAAGCGUAAGGGUUUCUUAUACAACUAUGUCAGAUUUCCAUCAAAUUGUACCAAAAAUCAACACAAAAUCUGUAUUAAAAUCCAAGCUCAUAAAUUGCCAAGAAAAAAUUUAUAAACUUCCUAAUAGGGCUAAAACGCCAAAUAUCAGGCCAAGGACGCCUGAGUUUUACCAUAGUCAAAAUCCUCAUAAUCAAGAAUCAAUCCAAGAGUACUUCGCAGGCUCAAAUAUUUCAAGGCUAAAACGCAAAGGAAAAAAUGACGACAAAAAACUUGAUUUUUCAAGCGAUUUUGUAAAUAUCAAGUAUUUAUUAGCAGGACACAAAAAUUCAGUAAAUUGUGUAGAAGUUUGAGAUGAAAAUAUAUGAAGCGGAUCUAAAGAUUGUAAAAUAAACGUUUGGAAUUUUAAUGAAAUACUGCAAAGUAAUAAAAAAAUCAUCAGAAAGCCUGUGGUGAUUGGGAAACAUCAUGGCUCUGUCAACGUUAUAAAAAAAUGUAGCAAUUUAAUAGCUUCUGGUGGACAGGAUUGCUAUAUUAAACUAUGGAGCCCAAAUUACAAAGAGCUUGGCUGCUUGAAAACUUCAUCAAGCAUAAAAAGCUUAGAAUCUCUUUAUAGUAAUAAAUUGAUUUCAGGAAGCUUAGAAUCAAUAACAGCUUGGGAUUUAGCCAAGCAAACACAUAUAAGAGAACCCAUAACAGAACAUCUUAAAAAAAUAAACUCUCUUACCAGACAUACAGAAUUUACAUUUAUCAGUGGAUCAGAUGAUUCAACCAUAAAGCUAUGGGAUUUAAGGGUACCGAGGUCAAUUUUAACUUUAAUUUCUCACGAAAAUCCAAUUACUUGUACAAUAUUUACGAGCCAAUUUACUUUUCUUUCAGGGUCACUUGAUAAAAGCAUAAAGGAGUGGGAUAUCAGGGUAGCUGACGUUAUAAGCACAAGGCAAUCAAAUAGUAAAAUUUAUUGUAUGUCUGCUAUAGGCUUGAAAAUCGCAGCUGGGGGAAAUGGCAUUGAAAUUUGGGAUGAAAACAAGCACAAAGAUAUAAAUUUUCAUGAGGGGAGAAUUAAAUGCUUGUGCUAUGAUGGAAGCCAAAAGCUAUUGUUUUCGAGCAGCACUGAUAAUAUAGUCGCUGCAUGGUCUUUUAAAGAAUAA